UCGAUCAAUAUGUUAUGGUUUUAUAAAUCUUUGGAGGCGAUAUUGACGGCUGUUUAUAUCAUGGCGCCACGACCUUAAAAAGUGGAAUAAUGGAAGAAAUCAGUGUGCAAAUUUAACAAACGGAUAUUCGUGCAAAGAUGGCUGUGGUGAGAUACGCAGUUGACAUUGUUUUCGGCUGACAAGAAAUAAACUAUCAUAUUGACAAUGGCUUCAAAUGGAAACGAGAGAUAUCUAAGAUAUAUUCUUCUUCUCGGUGAAGGCGUUUUGUUAGUAUUGCGUGGUAUUGUACAAAGAGAGGUUCAUCGUACAGGAUUAACAUUAGAUGCGAUUCUUACAAUCCCGAAUAACAGAGGGCAGAUAGAGAGUAAUUGCCACUCGGAAACCCAGCGUCUUCAUCUAUUCCCGUCCACUUCUACAGUAAAUUCAGACAUAGAAACAUGGGAUAUAUCGCUUCUAACGUUAGUAAUUCAAAGAGUGUUUUGGUCAAAUCUUUCAAGGGACGAACGCGUGCGAAUAAGCUACCUACGAGACAGCAGAAAUGAGUACCAAGGACAUCCACCCCAAAUGUCGAUGGAAGACACUGAAUAUACAACAAGAGCUGCUGAUUUAACAACAAUACUUCAAGAUCUAGCUUCUGGAAUGGACCAACAAACUAGAGACAAGCUUACAAGAAUAAUAAACGACUCAAAUGCAGUACAAUUUGACUUUCAUACAGCUAUACAAAAUUUACAGCAUCUGUAUGAGUUUAGAGAGGAUAUGCUGCGUGAGUUAGAGACCAAGUUUCAUGACGUAAAUACCAAACUGGAUACCAUUCAAGAUGAAAGCAGUGAUCAUAAAAAGAUGACGAGAGACAUGGGAACAUUACAGGGUCACAUGCACGAUGAUCUGCUAGAUAUAAAAUCCCUCGCCGAAGAGAAUAAUCGGACGGCUACGUCCUUAUCUAAAACAUUAGAUAAUGUUAAAGAGACAGUAUCAAGUUCAAGAGAAAGGGAUGAACAACAACAAGAAACACUAAGACAUAUUGAACAAAUGAUGACAGAACUCAUGUCCCACCAAGGAGACAGACACCUUCAACAUGAUAUUGAUGCAAACAUCAAUAUCAAUAGCGAAAGGCCUGAAAAUGCAAAUGAAGCCCAGGAUAUUAUUGUUACUAACAUUAACGACAUUUUGAAAGAAAUACGUCCUGACGCGAUGGAAGACAGAGAUCUUGCUGAAGGAAUUACGCAAAGAGUGAAUGAACUUAUUACGCGGUAUGAAGGCAGUGACUACGAACUUACGAAAGCGUUGUUAGAACUCAUCAAAGAUAUUAUACGGCAUGGGCAUAUUCAGCAGGUCAAAAAGGGCAGCAUAAAGCUUACUGUUAGAUUCACAUCCUACAGAGGAUUGCAAAGUUUUGUGCAAUACCUGAACAGCGAACAAUUUCAGGAUCGCUUGAAUGAUAUAUCUAGAGCACUGAAGAACAGGACAGGACAUGUUGUAACAUUAUCAGCUUACAUUGCUCAGGAAAGUCUGUAUGAUCUACUAAGGCAUUUGGAAGAAGAAUGCAAAAGCCUCAAGUGUACCAGAUCAGUGGUACUGCCGGUGCAAUGUAAAGGUAUUAUGGACCUCAACCACAUUUGGAAAUUGUUACAGACGGGUGGGGCUGAUAGGCAUAUGGAUCGGUUAUCAGAAAUUCUGACGAAAAUCGUUGGGAGGAAAGUUACACUGACAACUUCUGUUGACUUGAAGCAAUUUGAACUUGCAUUGAUAGAAACUGAGAAGUCUUUCAAAAUGGCUACCGCAGAAAAUGAAUAUUAUAUCAGAGCCAUACUGCUCCUUGUUGAAGGUGGUUCAUAUAUUUCAAAAAAAAUAUUAUACAGAGAACAUUUUGGAGACUUAGACAAAUCGCUAAAAAGACUUGAACGUGAAUUAAAGCAUGAGUUUCACGAAAAACAAAUAGACAAACUAUUCCCACAAACUGGAAACACUAUGGUGGACACAUGGGACCUUCAAAUGCUAAUUAAAGUAGUAUUAAGACUGUUUCAUAACUCUCUUAAGAGGGAAGAUAUAAGGAAUUUACGAGUUCUUAAAUGGUUGUGGAAUGAAGUUCAAGCACACAGUCCUUCAGUAACACUUGAUGCAGUUCAGUACGAGGAUAUCAACGACCAACUUACUGAUGCAUUGACAAGUUUAGCUGCAGGCUUUGAAAAGAAUGUGCAACAGGAAUGUAGAUCAAUUAUCAACAAGUACACGUCUGGGCCUCUCGAUGUUAUGUCCUCUAGAGAGUGUCUGAAGCAAUUACAGAAUAAUGCUGUUCUGGUUAAAGAAAUAUUGGAGAAGAUCGAAAGCUCUAAGGAUGACAUAUGUACGCGCUUAGAUGCCACACAGAAGAGUCUGCCGGACGAUGCCAAGAAUAUCAGGCAACAUAUGACAGAUGUUGAAAAUACUUUGAUUGAGCAACUGCAAAAACUUGAUGUAGGAACUUGCAGGAAAAAAAUCAAAGUUGGUACGCAUGAGGAGGUAUCGCUAGGUGGACCAACCGAAGAGUGGAUCCAGCUGAUGAAGAGAUCUCUGAAUGAUGUCUUGAGUAAAGCAGAUAAAACGUCUGGAGGAACAUUUGAAGAUAUCAAGAAAAGAGUAGAGGAAUUACUCGAAGAUAUCAAACAAAUCGAUUCAACAAUCAGUGUCGAGGCUCAAUGUUGAUAUGCAUCAUUCUUAUGUUUGAAUACUUUACAUACUCUGGGCUACUGGAUUUGCUCCAGUAUCUAACGAGUCAGAAAUAUCGAGGUCGGCUUGUGCUUUAGCAGAAUCAUUGUCGACGCAUUUCAAGGUUGAUAUUCCAGUAACGGCUGCUUAUUCCAUCUCAUUUUCAUGCUUGCAAAAUGCGUUAGACGAUUUAGGUAAGUAGGUGUCAAAUCGAAGUUAUUGCUUAGGUAUAAAAAAGGUCAGAAUGACAAUAUACAACAUUCUUACAACAGCAUAGUAUACAUCGCAGACAUUUAUCAACUGACGAAAUCGCCCGUCUAAUAAGACUUGCACUUAAAAAUAACUACUUUGAAUUAUGUGAGGAUACUUAUUUGCAAAAGCUGGAUAUGGCAAUUGGUAGUUCCAUGGCACCAGCAUAUGCAUCUUUGUUCAUGGAAAAACUUGAACAGGAUUUUAUCCACUCAAGGGGAUUCAAACCAUACCCGUGGUUACGUUUCCUUGAUGACAUUUUUAUGAUUUAAAACCAUUCGUAAGAGGAGUUGGAGUCCUUUAUCGACGAUCUUUUAAAUAUCAAAUUUACAAGUACAAUUUCAGAAAAAAGAAAUUGUUUUGUUCUUAGAUGUACAGGUAUCCAAAAAUAAAUCGUUAGGAAUUGACACUGAUAUGUAUUUGAAAGAACAAACAAAUAACCGUCAAUACCUAGAUUACACAUCUUGUCGUCCGAAACAAUGCAAAGUUAGAAUCCUAUACAGCCAGGCAAAGCGGUACAGGAGAAUUAUUUCUGAUAACAAAAAAGAAAAUCAACUCAUCUCUUAACGAUUUACGGAACUAAUACAUAAAUAUAAUUUUUCGGGAAUCUGUGAUAGACAAUGCAUUCAGUAAGGUGUCGCAGUCGUCACAAAAGGAAGCCCUGGUGCAUUCUGAUAAAAACAAAACAAGUGUUAUUCCAUUCGCCGUAGAAUAUAAUCCAUCAUUACUAAAUAUAGGUGGAACAAUUCAUAAAUAUUGAGAUCUUCUGAAAAGUGCUAAAAUACAAAUUUUAAAUUUGUACAUGACGAAUACAAACCUAUACAGUAGUGGCGUACAGACGUACUAGAAAUUUAAGCACCUACUUCUCACUGUCUGCAUAUCAACUCUGAAUCCUCAUUUAGCAGUACAGUUACAGGAGAAACAUUUUCUUUACGAUAUGAUACAAACUGUCAAUCUAACAUUUUUGUAUAUUUUAAAUUAAUAACGUGUAAAAAUGCAAUAUGCAUUAUGUUGGACAGACUAUGCAGCCGGUUUCACGGCGUAUGAAUAGUCAUAAAUUUGACAUAUCUGACUUUACGGAUCCUGCAUAUUCCACGUUGGUUGCUGGUCAUUUUAAUCAAGAUGGUCAUAGUGUUGAUGAUUUCACAUUUAUGCCAAUUGAUGUGGUAAAUAAUCAAAUUAACCGGCUAUGCAAGGAAACAUUCUGGGUUUCAUAAGUUACAAACACUAAAUCCAGAGGGACUUAAUUCAAAAACAUUGUUUAAUGUGUAAUGAAUUUUACAUGAAUAUGUUUAGUACUAUUCCGUGGUUUCCUUUUUGUGUUUUUUUAUUUAUAUACUGCUAUAGGAAAUUCAGUAUUCUUAUAUUCACAUCGUACAAAACUUGUUAUCUGUAAUCCACAUGUGACAUGUAUUAAGUAUAUACUAUUAGGUUAUUUAACAUUGUUCUGUACAAUACGGAGAUAUAUUUGGACGAGUACCAAGCCUAGCGGCUCCUCCAAUAUGGUUUUCUCAGCUGGGUACGAGUCCGAAUAUAUCUCGUAUUGUACAGUACAUUGUUAAAUAACCUUUUUAUUCUAUAUCUAUUUUAUCUAACUAUAAUAAUAGUUUAAAUUAAAAAUGUUUCACUGAAUAUUGUAUUCUUGCCUUUUCUAGUUUUUCCCAGCUUGGUAUGAGUGCAAAUAUAUAUUAUACAGAACAAUGUUAGACCUUAAAUAACCUUUUUAUUCUAUAUUUAUUUCACUUCAUACGUAAUAUACGUAAUUCAUUGAAUGUUGUUUUUUCUGCGUAUCAUCAUUAAAAAAAGUAUAUGGUGCAACCU
This is a messenger RNA of Mercenaria mercenaria, 4755 nucleotides long. RefSeq lists its product as uncharacterized. The transcript is spliced from 10 exons. Bases 205 to 2682 code for a protein of 825 amino acids. NCBI's taxonomy places the organism in Eukaryota, Metazoa, Mollusca, Bivalvia, Venerida, Veneridae. The record is from RefSeq and is a predicted model, not a curated record.